Oryza sativa Japonica Group (Japanese rice) is the source of this 1057-nucleotide messenger RNA. NCBI's taxonomy places the organism in Eukaryota, Viridiplantae, Streptophyta, Magnoliopsida, Poales, Poaceae. The record is from RefSeq and is a predicted model, not a curated record.
AAUUACUUAAAUUUUUUAAAUAAGACGAACGGUCAAACAUAUUUAAAAAAGUCAACGGCGUCAAACAUUUCGAAACGGAUGGAGUAUUUGUCAAGGAGCGGGUUGCUUUUGCCAUGGCGGCUGUCGUGGUGGUCUUUUUCACCUUCAUCCUCAUCUGGGGCUCACCGAAGCAAAAGGACCUUUUGCACCGCAAGAAGAAGCAACGCGAAGGCAAUGAAGGUGGAGAUAAAGAAAACAAAGAUGCAGAGGCAAAUAAAGAGGAAGACGAUGAAGAGGAAGGCGAAGAAGAGGAAGAGAAGGCGAAGGUGAAGAAGAGCAAGACGAAGGUGAACAGCUAAAGCAUAGAAGCAGGAGGUCGGCGCUGCCUGAGGCCUGAGUCAUAUUGGCGCAUUUUGAUAGAAUAAUAGCUGUAGUCGUCGUUGUAGGUUCCUGUAUCUUGAUGGUGUCUGUGGUAGAUUCAGAUCGAAUAGUUUUAUCUUGAGUCCGUGCAUCCUGUCCAACAAGGAACAGAGUUUUGAGUUGCUUGAUCGUUUAUUUGCAGUCAUUCAGUGACUUUGAACUGCUCCAUCUAUCUCUUGUUUGCAAUGGAAACAAUGAUUUGGCCCCAAAUUAUAUGUUUUCUCUGCUUGGUUGCAAGUUUCAUGCAGCUAGUCCAUACACCAAAUCCCCCAUCACCUCUCCGUCCACCUCCACACCUAUCUUCACCAUUUCAGCGAACACCAUCUGCGCGCCCCACAUUCUCUCUUCCUUGCACAGCCAUGACACCACUGCCCGGGCCCCUCAACCGCAUUCCGUCGAACACCUUCAUGGCGUCCGCGACAAGGUUAUUCUUGAACAACGUCACCACGAUCUCCUUGUAUGCCGUGGCGGCCGGCUCGAGCCCGCGCCUCUCCAUCCCGUUCCAUACCCUGCAGGCCUGCAAGCGUCAGAGAACAUCUCCACGCGGCAGUAUCCUACGACCAGCAGCUCGCAGCACCUCCCGGUCCGCGACACGCCGUACGCCCGUACCGGUGCUCGGCCUGCUUGAUCACCUUCUCGGCGACAUCGGGCAUCUUGC